AUGUCGGCUCCGCGCAAUGCCCCUCGCGGUACCUCUCACGACGAUCCCAUCCUCGUCGCCAAUUUGUUGUGUAUGGGCACCGGGAUCGAUGGCACACUACCAAGAGCAUACGGUCUACCUAAGAUACACAAACAAGAUUGCCCACUCCGCAUAAUUGUCUCUUCAGUAGACAGUCCACUCUAUGCCUUUUCGGUUUUUUUACAUAAUAUCAUUAAAUUAUCUAUUCCUAAACCAGAGAGUCACAUCCUCAAUAGCUUCGAUCUAGUCAACAAACUUAAUGGACUACAUAUCCAAGAAACACAUGACCUGAUCUCAUUAGAUGUAGUAUCCCUCUUCACUAAUAUACCUUUGAACCUAGCAGAGGAGAGUAUCGCAAACAGAUGGACAUACAUAUCCGAUAACUGCUCGAUUCCUCGCGACGAAUUCUUAAGAGCUAUUCGCAUGGUACUGAAAUCGACUUAUUUUUCCUUCAAUUUCAUAAUCUAUCAACAGACUUUUGGCACACCCAUGGGGUCUCCGUUGUCACCAAUCAUUGCAGACAUCACUAUGCAGGACUUAGAGUGCAAAGCGAUGGAGACUCUCAGAUUUAGGCCCUUGUUUUAUAUAAGAUACGUAGACGAUAUCGCUAUGUCGGUCCCCUCCGCCAUGAAAUCUUCAACGGUUAAAAUCUUCAACUCCUUCCAUCCGAGACUACAAUUCACCAUGGAGGAGGGAACAGACAGAAAAUUGAAUUUCCUUGACACAACAAUUAACAUUAGAGACAACCACAUAGAAUUCGACUGGUACCAGAAACCUACACACUCCGGUAGAUAUUUAAAUUUUGACUCUGCUCACCCUCUUUAUCAUAAAAAAGGUACUAUAAUCUGCUUAAUCGAUCAUGCACUAUUACUUUCACAUCCAAGAUACCAUCAAAAGAAUCUAGAGCAUGUUAUCAACACCUUAUUACAAAACAACUAUCCUCUUCCUCUUAUCUUCAAUACCCUCAACAGAAGGUUAAAAACUUUUUUAAAAAAUCAGAAUGCGAUACACAUAGACAAUAACACAGUUAACACAGCUACCAAAAAAUUCUUCAACAUACCGUUCAUUCCCAGAUUCUCCCAUCAAUUUAAGCAAGUUCUCCAAGAUCUUAAUACGUCUCUUUCAUUCACCAGUAUGAACAAACUGAGUUGUGUUAUCAAAGCAUAUAAAGAUCCUCUUCCUAAAAUUGCUAAAAAAAAUGUAGUGUAUAAAAUCUCUUGCAAAGACUGUGACGCUUCGUAUGUAGGCCAAACAGGUAGAUUAUUAAAUACGAGAACUAAAGAACAUCGCAAUCACAUUAACAGAAAUACCCAACAACAGUCAAAUUAUCAAUUAUACAAAUCGCACUCUUUACUUGGCAAACACCAGUUCAAAGAUAAAAUUUCGUUGACAAUAGAUGACAGUCGUGUUAACAGUGGUAUCAAAUUAAGUCUAAUUAUUUAUAAUCAGAAAUUCAUCGUCAAUUAUGUGAAGUGUAUGGACAUCAAAAACGUGCAAAAAUGGUGCAGAGAGUUUAAAAACGGACGUACAGACGUCCAUGAUGAACAGCGUGCCGGACGGCCAUCGAAUUCGGACGAAAUGAUUGCAAAAGUGGAGAAGAUAAUGCUUGAAGAUCGACGGGUGACGAUUCGGGAGCUGUGCGAAUUGAUCCCUGAUGUCAGUGUUACCACAGUAUAA
Molecule: messenger RNA, 1695 nt
Organism: Vollenhovia emeryi
Lineage: Eukaryota; Metazoa; Arthropoda; Insecta; Hymenoptera; Formicidae
Exons: 4
Coding region: 1-1695 (564 amino acids)
Source: RefSeq, a predicted model, not a curated record